AAGCUGCUGUGCAUGGUGGACCUUACAAAGGACUUCUUUUUCAGUUAUUCAUACCAUGUCAUGCUUAGUCUUCAAAAGAACUUAUGUAAUAAUCAAACAAGCCAGGUUCUGUAUGAAACCAUGUUUGUUUGGAAUGAGUUCUUGACACGGGAGAUCCGCAAUCACCUCCAAAAUACUUUGUGGACGGUUGCUCUGGUUUAUGGCUUCUUUAAACAGGCCACACUUUCUGUUUCUGGAAGGGAUUUCAAACUUACCCUUAUUGCGAGACGAUCCCGACAUUAUGCAGGCACCAGGUAUUUGAAACGUGGAGUAAAUGAGGAAGGAAGAGUAGCUAAUGAUGUUGAGACAGAGCAGAUUGUCUUUGAGGAUGUCACCGAUGGCCUUCCCAUGCAAAUAAGUUCCGUUGUCCAGAACCGUGGUUCAAUCCCACUCUUUUGGUCACAGGAAACCUCACGUUUGAAUCUUAAACCAGAUAUUGUUUUGUCAAAGAAGGACCAAAAUUAUGAAGCCACCAGACUUCAUUUUGAAAAUCUUGUCAAGAGAUAUGGAAAACCCAUAAUAAUUUUGAAUUUGAUUAAGGUGAGUUUCUUAUCAGUUAUCACAACCCAGGAAUACUUUAUGGCCUACCUACUCUGGAUCUUCGUUGCUGUGACCCCCACCACCACUACCAUUAUGACUAUGACCAUCAUCAUUGGCACUGGCUUCAUGGUUCAUCCCUUUUAUUUUUUUACUUUCUAUAAACUGCUGAAUGUCAUAGAAGGGUGUUGCAUAUUAUAAAAAAGAAAAUUCUUGUAACACGGGGAGCAUUGUGGUGAACCUAAUUAAAAUCAACUUGAUUGUUAGAUCCUUCCCAAGAUUUUUUUUUCUUUGUUUUUCCUGCUUAAUAUUGCUUUUCUGCAAUAAGCAGACACAGGAGAAGAAGCCUCGAGAAUCAAUUCUUCGUGAAGAGUUUGCUAAUGCAAUUGAAUUUAUCAAUAAAGAUUUGUCAGAGGAAAACCAUCUGAAGUUCCUUCACUGGGAUCUACACAAAAGUUCUCGGAGCAAGGCAACGAAUGCGUUACUGCUUUUGGGCAAAGUAGCUUCAUGUGCAUUAACACUAACAGGUUUCUUUUAUUUCCGGGUGACAUCAGCCUUGAGGCCUGAGGAGAUCUUGACAUGGCCUUCCUCUGAGAAUAUUGAGGAUGGCAAUAUGUCCAUCCAGCUAGAUAGUAACAAUGAUACUGAGGUUUCUGAGAAGUUGCAGAGAAAUUCUAAUGGUGAUAACAAUUUUGUUAAUGGAAAUUAUUCUGUUCAACCACCAAUGUUCCAAAGGGGUGUCCUUAGGACCAAUUGCAUAGACUGCCUUGACCGCACUAAUGUUGCACAAUAUGCCUAUGGGUUGGCAGCUCUUGGACACCAGCUUCAUGCAUUAAGUGUAACAGACACAACAGAGAUAGACCUCGAUUCUCCUUUGGCAGAUGAAUUAAUGGGUUUUUAUGAAAGAAUGGGUGACACACUGGCACACCAGUAUGGUGGCUCUGCAGCACACAAUAAGAUAUUCUCUGAGAGAAGGGGUCAGUGGAGAGCAGCAACCCAGUCCCAGGAGUUCUUUAGAACUCUCCAACGGUAUUACAGCAAUGCUUACAUGGAUGCAGAGAAGCAAGAUGCAAUUAAUUUAUUCCUUGGCUACUUCCAACCUCAAGAGGGUAAACCUGCACUUCGGGAGUUGCGAUCUGACCAUAAUGUUAGCAGUGGGAGGGAUGAGGAUGAAAGGUCAUUUUUCAAAAGAUCCUUUUCUGAUGGAAACAUUCUCUGUGAAAGUGGAUCAUCAAUGUCAGCCACAAAUGACAAGCAGGGGAACUUUUCCAAUACACCCUUGCCUGAUAGAUCACGAAGAGGAACAAAUGGUCUUUCAGAGUCAUCACCGGAGAUAUCAACUUGUGAAAGCGACGUUGCAUAUUCAAGGUAUACGCCCUCAAUACCAAGGAAGCAGCUUUUUGGUGACAUGCAAAGGUGCCUUGAAGGUGAUCAUGUUUACCAUUCAGAACAUGGAGAUACAUUCAAUUGCUCUAACUUUUUUGACCUGGACUGGCUAUCAUCCUCUUGCAAUUCAUGUGAGGAUGAGCACUUUGAGAGGUCAUCAGUGCUCACAAACUCUCCGGGAAUGUCAUCAGAGAAUGUUGUCAAUGGAUUAAUGGGGGAAACAACCCCAUCUACUUGUGAAAAUGGAUCUAGCAUCAAGGGAAAGCAGCCAACAGGAACUGAGCUACCCUUUGGUAAUACGCAGAAGUCCAAUGUUCCUGAAGAAUACUCUGAUAGCUUUGCGCAAUGGGUAAAUUGUGGAGAGACGCUUUGCCACUAGAGAUUCAAGCAAUUCUUCCGAAGCACUAGAGAUUCAUGCAUUUCUUCCGAAGCUAAUUCUGCAUACCAACUGCUUCUUUGGUUCAAACUGCAAUGCUAUUGCAAUCCGUGGACGGAGAACCAUCGAGAAAAGGAAUUAAGGGAGAUGCAGAAACAGUCGAAUCGACAUGAUCCUACAAUAUAUUUUCGGGAGACAACCUCUGUACUACUCACAGAAUCAAGUCCAUCACGAAAGCUUCAACCCAGAAUGGCGGAAUCUAUCGAAACUGAUACCCAAGUACAAAAGAGUAAAUAGUCAACCUUAAAUUCUUUGUUGAGCUCGUUCUCAUCUAAUUCCUAAAUGACACGGACUUGUAGGUUUCAGUGUUGUAAAUAUUCUACAAUGCGCAGCUGCAUUGUAGAGCUCCACUUCUAGAAUUUCAGUUCAUCAUUCUUUAUUUAAUCUUUAUCUGUGAUCGGACAUGAAAACCGACGUGCAGUUCAAGUAUUUUGGGAAAAGAUCAAAUAUGUGACUAAUGUAUCACGUUUUAAGCUGUCAAGCUCUUUAGUAUUUUAAGAUUUUUGGGUCUUGGGUUCAAUGGUGAUCUUCUAUCGGUUUAAUUUUUGUUUAAUAAAUAUAUGAUAGAAAA
Rubroshorea leprosula is the source of this 2969-nucleotide messenger RNA. NCBI's taxonomy places the organism in Eukaryota, Viridiplantae, Streptophyta, Magnoliopsida, Malvales, Dipterocarpaceae. The record is from the annotation of a GenBank genome assembly.